Molecule: messenger RNA, 1474 nt
Organism: Ostrinia furnacalis (Asian corn borer)
Lineage: Eukaryota; Metazoa; Arthropoda; Insecta; Lepidoptera; Crambidae
Exons: 8
Coding region: 170-1474 (434 amino acids)
Biological process (GO): transcription initiation at RNA polymerase II promoter; RNA polymerase II preinitiation complex assembly
Cellular component (GO): transcription factor TFIID complex; SLIK (SAGA-like) complex; SAGA complex
Molecular function (GO): protein heterodimerization activity; transcription coactivator activity; RNA polymerase II general transcription initiation factor activity
Source: RefSeq, a predicted model, not a curated record
UGUCAAACACAGACGAAAAACGCGAAAACAGUGCAUGGGAUUAAUUUUACUAAUGUUUUAAUUCAUAAAAUUAUCGAUUUCCAUUUGAUUGAUAUUGUCUUGUAAAUGUGAGAUUAGUCUGUAUUUUGUGUGUUAAUUUUGCCAUGAGUGUGUGAAGUUCGCGUCUAAAAUGUCGGGCUCGAGUAGCAGCAAGAAUCAUUCUAAAAAGUCGAGCAGUAGUCGCGAUAGAAACAAGUCUAUCGCUUCUGAAUCUGGUGGUUCCAGCCAGUGCGAUACACCACCACUGAUUGAGAAGGAUGGAAGUACGUCACAAGGCAGAUUUGCUGGAGUGGGGCCGGACUCCAUUGUGUGCAUGGCGGAGCAGAUGGCCUGUGAACUCAAUCCCGAAGCAGCCACAAAUCUUGCCGAAGAUGUCAGCUACAAACUGCGACAGACGAUUAGCACAAUAGCACUGCACAGUGAGAUGUUCAAGAAGACCCGGGUAGACAGCUGGGACGUGAACACGGUGAUGAGCCUCACGGACACCAGCCCAGUGGUCGGUACAUCUGUCACCCAGUACGUGCCCCUCGGUGAUGAGAAGUUGUGCUGCCCAGUUGAUACACUUAUAAACGUAACCGAAGCGGCGCUAACGCCGCAAAGCUACGUGUUCUCGACCCUCCCCACCGUGUCUGUCGAGUGGAUCACCGACGAGAAAAGUCUGAAUAACAAUAGCAAUAUAAGCGUUAGUUUACAAAAUUAUUACACUAAAGUAGCCAGAGCAAUAUUGAAUCUGAAGAAGAAACCGAAAGAAAUAGCGGUGGAAGAUCUCACAAAGAACACACGAAUCGGGCCGAUAUUCCCAAAUCUAUUCAACUUGGCGGUGCUGGUUCUCAACGACGAUAACCUGAAUGCCCUGAACGUGCCGGCGAAGAAACCGCUGCAGUCGAACGUUUUGGACAUGGUGGAUGCUCUCUGUUCUAACCCGUGCAGCUUAGACACCAAUAUACAGCAACAGUUCCAACGGUUAUUUCCAGUGAUGGUGUCAAAUAUUUUAGGAAAUGGAUCGUUAUCAGAUAAAAUGGUUGCAAUACUCACAAAAAUCACACGUACCUGGCCUUCUUUUAUAGCAAUAGGUAAAAGCAUACUCUUUGACUACUUAGCGCAAGGCACUAAAGAGCGACUGACCGCACCCAUGAUAAAGUGCGUCAUUGCUCUAGGAAGGAGGGCGCUUAUAGAGUGCCUGGAUGACCAUCUGCAGCACUUGGAUGAGUGGAUGCACACGCCUAGGAGGAAUCACCUGCUGCCUGACCUUAGGGAGACUAUACUCGACGCAUCGACCUGCCUGCUCAGAUCUGAGCCCACCACGUACCUAGAAGACUACGUGUCCACCGACUACGCGCUUUAUGAAAUGCUCGGCGACUCCAUCUUACCGCGGCGGACUCUAUUCCCUUUACAAAGUAAGUUAACCACCCAUUUAAUUGAGUUAUCCAGUUAA